UUCCUCCUAUCCCCUUCCCCUUCUUCUCCCCCCCGCCGUCCCCCGCGGGCCGGGCCGGGCCGGGCGGGGCCGGGCGGAGUCUGUCUCUCCCGGCGGGAUCUGCCGCUGCCCGCGCUUCUCGCAGGAGCGGGAGCCGCAGCCGCCUUCGGAGUGGGUGCCCGAGCCUGGCAGCGCCGCAGGUGAGGGGGUGCGGGCAGGAUGGACCUCCCUCACCUCAGGAGUACUACCGACCUCCCCAAGCACAUCCUGGAUAUCUGGGUCAUCGUGUUGAUCAUCCUGGCCACCAUCCUCAUCAUGACAGCGCUGGUGCUGUGCCCGGCCACCGCCGUCAUCAUCUACCGAGUCCGGACACACCCCACGCGCAACGGCAUCGUGUGAGCCACGGGCACGGGGGCACGGCCAGCUCGCUGGGCUGCACGGGGGCUACGGCCAUGGCACCCCGUGCCAGGCACCUUGACAGGGCACCCUGAGAGCUGGAGCCUGGCCAGGAGCUGGAGUGGGCCAGCACCCGGACCUGCUCCUGUAGCUGGCUCUCUCUGGGUACCCACUGCUCAUCUUGCCCACUGAGCUCACGGGGACUGUGGGAGAAAUGCCAGCGUGGGCAGCAGUGGGGAGAGGUGUGACUUUGAGGACACAUCCAGCUGGAAAUAUCUCACUCCCGUGAGGGAGGCAGGCUGGUCUCGCCUUCACUGGUGACACUGUCUCCUCCCAGGCAAGCAGCAAGGAGUGGAAAUGCCUGACAAAGUUAUUUCUUCUUUGGAGUCUCAGCUGUCAAGGUGGUUGGGGAAGAAACCGUCAAAGCAAGAUGGAUGUGGCUUCUGGUUGUGCAUUUAGUGCUUGGCUAAAAGCAUCAGUGACAGAGCUUGUGCUGGCUGCACAGCAGAUGUGCAGCUGGCACCAGCUUCUCCUCUACCCAUUAUCUGCAGAAAUGGGAGGAAAAUCCUGCAGGACUCUUGGUUCCUCUGGGUCUUGUGGGGCAGAGGAGUGUGUGCAGUUCCUGCCAGCCCCCCUGUCUGCACGCUGGCUGCGCUCCCCACUCAUGGUAGUGAGAGCUCCCACUGUUUGCCCAGCACACCAGCCCUGCUGGGGAGUCUGUGCCUGCCUCACCUGGGCAGGUAAAGCGGGAGGAGCAGGUUUGUGCCCAGCCAGUGGCAAGGGAUCACGUAAGCUCUUUGUUAUGAAAUAAAUGGACUUUAUCCUUCA
Messenger RNA from Motacilla alba alba, 1203 nucleotides. RefSeq names its product small integral membrane protein 3 (gene SMIM3). The transcript is spliced from 2 exons. The record is from RefSeq and is a predicted model, not a curated record. Lineage: Eukaryota; Metazoa; Chordata; Aves; Passeriformes; Motacillidae. The coding region runs from base 199 to 378 and encodes 59 amino acids.